GUUUUCCCAGUGUGCACUGCGCAGAGUAAGCUGCAGUUCAAAGAUGGCGCUGCGGGGGAAGUCCAGUCAAACGAGUUCUCUGUGAUCACCUGUAAAACGAUGACCUAAAAAAGACGCAUCCAAAAGCUAUUUAAUAAAACAGAAGACACUCUAGUCUGUCUUGGCAUUAGUGAGGUAAGAUGCCUUCUCCUAAAGCGCGGAGCGGCUCUGGGCGCAGCGGUAGCGUCCCGUGCACCGGUGGAAACGGGCGCUAUGAGUUCAUUUCUCUGAGCCGAACUCCCCCACCGCCGCAGCUGCUGCAGAGGCAGGGUUCAGACCCCACCGCGGCCCGGCUCAGAGCCUCCGAGAGCCCCAGCCGACGCCGCGGAUCGGGCUCGUCGACCUCCUCCACCGGUGGCGGGCAGCAGUUACCCGAGGAGGACUGCAUGAAGUUAAACCCGUCUUUCUUCGGCAUAGCGUUCAGCUCCCUGCUGGCCAUCGACCUGUGGCUGUCGAAGCGGCUCGGGGUGUGCGCCUGCGAGGACUCGUCCUGGGGCAGCGUGCGGCCGCUCAUGAAGCUCAUCGAGAUCUCUGGGCACGGGAUCGCGUGGCUGGCCGGUGCCGCGUACUGCCUGUAUAAAAGCGACAGUGUCGCCGGUCAGGAGGUCAUGCUGAACCUGCUCAUGGCCUUGGUACUGGACCUGGUCCUGGUCGGCGUGGUGAAGGCUGUAGUGCGGCGCCGACGUCCUGCUCAUAACCGUAUGGACAUGUUUGCCACGUUCUCUGUGGACCGCUAUUCCUUCCCAUCAGGCCAUGCCACACGUGCUUCAAUGUGCGCCCGCUUUCUGUUGGCCCACCUGGUUUUGGCGGCCCCGCUCCGCGUUCUUGUCCUGCUCUGGGCCACUUUAGUUGGUUUUUCUAGGGUUCUCCUUGGACGCCAUAAUGUGACGGAUGUGGUGUUCGGUUUCUUCAUGGGCUACUGGCAAUAUAAUUUAGUUGAGAUUCUCUGGUUGUCUCCUGUCAUUUUGCAAAGCACGAUGGGACAGCUUCACUGAGAAUUUAAGACUGAGGAAAGGGAACAUUUUGGAGGAUCUAGACUGUAAUUCCUUGGUGUUUAUGUUAGUUUUGUGCGUCUGCUAAUUUGAAUGUAAAAAUGAAUCUCUCAGAUCAUCUGCCAGUAAUUUCCAGGUUUAAAUUAGAUUCUACAGAUAAAUCAGUGUCUAAAGUGUUGGAGAGCAGUCUUAUUUUCCACCACUUAAAGAUUUGUUGCCUCACGCUCUCUUACUUUACGUCUUUAGUGUCAAUACUGUGAUGCUAGAUAGAUUAUGCCAGUUUUUUUUUUAAUCAUUUGCCAUUGUGCUCUGCUUUUUUGAGGGUUGGUGCUUAUCAAAAAAGGAGGAUGAUUGGGGCGACCUCUGGCUUUUGACUUCAAUGUUCUUGUUUACAGAAUAAAACCUCAUCUUUGUGAUUCUACAUAUUUAUAUCACCUUAAACAAUAGGCGUCGUCAUGAAGAUUUUGCCUCCGUUUUAAUAAAAAACCAGCCAGAUCUCUAAUUAACAUGAAAAGCUAUUCAUUAAUGAAUGUUUAAUUAGGCGAGGGAGAGGAUUUGAAACAUCGGGGUGAUUUUCAGCGCAGCUCUAAUACCUUUAGGGUAUGUGGCGUCCUCAAUAGAUAUUCACAGGGAAGUAGUUCUGUUAUCUCUGAAGGGUUAUAUAGGGUUCCUCAUUGCUCUGAUAUCUAUACUCUGAAAAAACUAUUUUGUGUGCGUUUUAAAGCUCUAUUCUGUGUUUGUUGGUUUGUUUUCUGUUCUGUUGCUUUAACUGUGACUGCUAGCCACUGAUAAAUUGCAUUGCACUUUUUGAUGCAAUCUUAUUGGUCUAUGAAGUAGGUCUAUUUCUGUUAUAUUUUUAUAUGAUGGAUUUUAAUUGGAUUACAGCCUCAACUGUGAUUAUAGAGCCAUAAAUCACGUUAUAUGCUGCAAACUUUUGCCGUAAUCACAGGAGAAUCUGUCAUAAUAGCCGCUUUUCCACUGUUGAGCCAGCAAAAGCUAUGGGCCGGGCUGGGCUAAUAGUCUCGGACCUGUAGCACCUAGCCCAAAACCACUCUGUGUUUCCACCGUCGGGAUAGAAGCUCCACAGUGCUUCACUAAAACCCGCCUGUAAUUGAACAACGUCACACAAACCCAUCAUUUCACCAACAAAUGGAAGUUUUAUCAGAAAACUAGUCAGAAAGAAAUUAACUAGCGAGAUUGCAAAACGAACAUGAUAAAAGCGGCCGUUUGUUGGCAUUUUUGUAGUUUACUUAAACAUUUAAAACCCAAGCAUUGAUGUUUUACAAUAAUAAGUGAUAAAUUGAUCAUAAUUAAUUAAUUUGUGUUAUUGCACAUUAGUCACACAGGAAUAAAGUGGUAUUUACCGUUAUUUCACAAAAGAAAGGACACGCGUACUUGUUCAGUCACGUUUGUUUCUGUUUAUUUGUAGUCUGUGUUUACAUCACAUAUAGAAAGAAUGAUAAUUUCUACAAAUUGUCCACCAAAAACAUAUUCCCUGAGGAGAUUUAUCACUCUCUCCAGUGGCAGUCCCAACACAGUUGUAUUUUCAGACAGAGAAACAAAGAUAGCUCCCGAAAAACCGGAGUUGCUUUGUUUUAUGACGCAUGCGACGCUAAAUUGAUAUCAGACAGUCCGAUAUAAAGAGACGAGGCGUACUGACAGAUAAAAUAAAUACUGUGAUAGCCUGUAUGGUUUGUCUGAUUUCAAGUGUUCAUUUUAAAACGCAUUGCGUGCAAAGUCAAAGUCUUCUGCAUCACAAAUAAAUAUUUCUGCAUCGCAUGGGGACACCGGAUCAAAAACCGAAGUUAUUUCAAACACUGUCUUAAAGUGAGUUGAGCUAAAAUGAUUUGAAAAGUCUUUAAUGCUGAUGUCAGCUGGUAUAUGAAAUCAUGGAAAUGUGACUGGCACCGGGAACACACUAGCACGCUCGCUUUUGGCCUGACAGUGGAAACGUGGCUGUUGGCCAUUUGGUAGCAUUAAGCAGGUGUAAAUUUCACCAUGAUGACAUUCAUAUUUACUAAAGGACCACCUGUGCAAAAUAAGUAGUGGGCUGGUACUGUGCCACUGCACUUUGACAUGCCAUUUUACUGAGUGAUUACAUAUUUACAGGUAUGCACUUUUUUUUUUGACAUGAUGCUAAUACAUGUCUGAAUACAAUGGUGUUACCUGGUACAUGUUUAAAAGCCAUGGUAUUACCAUGGGCAAUAAUGCAACAUUUUAUAAUUUUACAUGCAAUAUUUUCCCCGUUUUAUAUAUCUUACGACUCGUUGAAAAUUGAAAAUGAUUUGGUCUUACUCUUCCAUUCUUUUUAUGAGUCACCCUCUUGUAACCAAGUUUGGCUAUUCUAGUGAUUCCAGUGAAUAUAACGCAUACAAUGAAAUUACAGAGAAAUAUUUGCUUCCAGUUUGAAGGAAAUUUGUCCUCGCAUAAAUUCCCAAACCCAUUAAUUAUAAGGGUGUGUCAACUCUACACAUUUCCGCCAUGUAUAUCUUGUUACAUUCCACUUGUUAACUGGUUAUCCAAAACUUUAACUUUAUUUUAGUGUCUCUCUCCCAUAUAGCUUGUUACUAUUACUAUUGUGGUGAUAAAUGUGUAAUUAUUGUUUUAAAUUUCAGUUUAAUUCCACACAUUUUUCUUCACUGUAUCCUGAUGAUUGAUUUGACACGCACUCCAUUCAAAGAGAAGUGUCACACACACACAGCCUUACUGGAAUAAAUGUCAGCUCAUAGUUCUGAGUCUUUUAAAGUACAGUGGCAUCAAAGAUAUUAUAAAUCCACCCUAAAAUAUAGAGCUCUUUUUUUCUUCUUCUUUCUUUGAAAUAUGUCUACUCUUGCAGUGCAUUCCAUCAUAAUGAUUCACUGUAAAGUAUGUGUCUGGUGAAGGUUGUGGGCGUUUUGACAGUUUCAGGAGAGCAUAUGCACUUUUUCUUGUUCUUUCUUGAAAAUGCAAUUGUUCGAUCAUUUGUGCAAUAUCAAAAUACAGACAGAUGGCAACUAAUAAAUAGAAAAUAUUAUUUUUAAAUUGCAAAAAUUUUGUGCUGUUUUAGUGAUGUUUGCAAUGGGACACUGUAUAUUGUUCCCCCCCCCCCCCCCCCUAUUGGAUAUGGAGAGGGAAUAUGGAAGACAUUUUUAUUUGAUAUUUCAGGUGUUUGGAGUCAUUUUAAUUGGCUUCAUCAGCUAUUUUCAUCUGACAUUUGAUCGUUGUUUAGUCUUCAGUGAAAAGUGUGGCGAUUGUACAUUCAUCACCAAAGUGAAAACUAAAAGGGAUUUAUUAGCUUAAUGUGGUGCCUGCUUUGACUGUUCAUUUGUGAUGUAAAAUAUACUCUACAUUGAUCAUAAUGUGAUUGUAUUUUCUAAAUAAAUAUGAAGAUGCCAUGA
Molecule: messenger RNA, 4408 nt
Organism: Pimephales promelas (fathead minnow)
Lineage: Eukaryota; Metazoa; Chordata; Actinopteri; Cypriniformes; Leuciscidae
Gene: plpp6
Product: phospholipid phosphatase 6
Molecular function (GO): sphingosine-1-phosphate phosphatase activity
Source: RefSeq, a predicted model, not a curated record